Musa acuminata AAA Group (dessert banana) is the source of this 2655-nucleotide messenger RNA. RefSeq names its product BTB/POZ domain-containing protein At5g66560-like. The coding region runs from base 432 to 2420 and encodes 662 amino acids. Gene Ontology annotation, molecular function: protein binding. NCBI's taxonomy places the organism in Eukaryota, Viridiplantae, Streptophyta, Magnoliopsida, Zingiberales, Musaceae. The transcript has 4 exons. The record is from RefSeq and is a predicted model, not a curated record.
GAUGAAGUCGUUGUUGCCACUGCUUCAUUACUGCAACCUGCUAUUAUUAUCACUGCUUGUCGUGGUGAUGAAGGUUUGGAGUCAUUAAAUGAGCUGUGAGAAGGCAGGCCUUUUAAUUGCUUGCUCGCUCCCUCGCUCGCUCGGCUUUAUCUUUUUGUUCCCUCCCGCUUUAAAAGCCAUCUCUUUCUCCCCUGUCGAACCAGCCUGUCCCGCGUACAAUGGCGGUACAGAACAAAGCAAGGAAAGUGAUGCUGCUUGGAGAAGCAGGCCUUCGGUUCUGAUGAGCGCUGGAGUCAGCGUCUACCGCCUGGUGGCUGUCGUGGCCGCUUGCCGUUCUUUCGGAGCCAAAUGAUUGAAGACGGCAGUGGGAUGUCCGAGGUACUUCGGUGAGCUUCGGGAGCAAGGAUCUAGUUCUGCACAAGGAAGCAGCGAUGGCGGCGGAGAAGCUCGCGCCGAAGGGCCAAGCUUGGUUUUGUACCACUGGGUUGCCGAGUGAUACCGUAGUCGAAGUGGACGGGAUGAGCUUCCAUCUCCAUAAGUUUCCUUUGAUGGCCAAGAGUGGGAGGCUUCAGCGGCUGAUAACGGAGUUGGAAGACCACCCUACCGACGCCCCAGGAAGAAGAGGAGAGCAGGGUGAGGUAAACGAGGACAAGGAGCCACGGGAGGACGAGGGAGUAGGAGAGAUCAAAGAAGUGGAGGCUUACCCACACAUCUCGCUUGCGGACUUCCCAGGCAAUUGCGAGGCGUUCGAGACGGCCGCCAAGUACUGCUACGGCGUCAAGAUCGAUCUCAACGCUUGGAACGUGGCUCCCCUUCGCUGCGUGGCGGAAUACCUCGAAAUGACCGAGGAAUUCGGCGAGGACAACCUCGUCGCCCGCGCCGAGCGGUUCCUCGCCCGAUCCGUCCUCCCCAGCAUCAAGCAGUCCAUCAAGACCCUCAAGUCCUGCGAGGACCUGCUGCCGCUCGCUGACGACCUCGGUAUCGCCCAGCGGUGCGUCGACGCGAUCGCUGCCGGCGCGUCCGCCUCCGACCCGGACUCCCUCUUCGGCUGGCCGGUCAACGAAGGCCGCGGCGGCGGCAGCAGCGAGCAGAUCCUCUGGAACGGGAUCGAGACAGGACUGCUCCGCCGGAGGACCGGCGUCCGCUCCUCCUCGUUUGCUGCCGCUGCCGCUGCCACUGCCGCCGGUUCUUGGCUCGAGGACCUCGCGAUCCUGAGCCUCCCGAUGUACAAGCGCGUGAUCGCCGCCCUCAAAGCCCGGGAACUGAGCUCCGACACCAUCGAGGGAUCCCUCAUGUCCUACGCCCGGCAGUCCAUCCCGGGCCUCUCCCGGUCCCGGCGGAAGCAUUCCUCGGCGCCCAUAGCGUCAGAGCCGGAGCAGCGGGAGCUCCUGGAGACGGUGAUCACGAAUCUCCCUCUGGAGAAGAGCUCCGUGGCUUCCGCGGCCUCAGCUACCGCCACCACCAAGUUUCUUUUCGGCCUCUUGCGGACUGCCCACAUCCUCCACGCCUCGGAGGCCGCGCGGGCCGCCCUGGAGCGCAAGAUCGCGUUCCAGGUGGAGCGGGCGACGCUGGACGAUCUCCUGAUCCCGAGCUACUCGUACCUCUCCGAGACGCUCUACGACGUUGACUGCGUCGAGCGGAUCGUCGCCCACUACCUCGACAGCCUGGAAGCGGAGCGAGCGGCACUGGCAGCGGAGGGGGAGGUGGUGGGAGGGGCCGCGAGGACGCCGUCACGCGCAGGUUCGCUGAAGCUGGUGGGGAAGCUGGUGGACGGGUACCUGGCGGAGAUCUCGUCCGACGCGAAUCUUAAGGUAGACAAGUUCUAUGGCUUGGCGGUGGCACUCCCGGACGACGCCCGCGUCUACCACGACGGCCUCUAUCGAGCCGUCGACAUCUAUCUCAAGGCGCACCCGCGAAUGACGGAGGAGGAGAAGGAGACGGUGUGCGGGGUGAUGGACUGCCGGAAGCUGACGCUGGAGGCGUGCACGCACGCGGCGCAGAACGAACGGCUGCCGCUGCGGGCGGUGGUGCAGGUGCUCUUCUUCGAGCAGCUGCAGCUGCGGCGGGUUAUAACAGGGACCCUGCUGGCGGCGGACGGGGAGGCGGCAGCCCCCGCCGCGGGUGGCGACGGGGGCGGCGCGUGGCGGGCGACCAUGCGGGAGAACCAGGUGCUGCGGCUGGACAUGGACAGCAUGCGGAGUAGGGUGCAGGAGCUGGAGCGGGAGUGUUCCAGCAUGAAGAAGACCUUGGCGAAGCUGGACGAAGGCGGCGAGGGUGGCGGGGAGGCAGGGGAGGAGGAAGGCGAGCCGCGGCGGAGGAAGGAGAGGAGGUUCGGGUGCCGGUUUAGCACGCAGGUGUGCGACUCGCACGAGCGCAAUGUGGUGGAGUCGAGGCGUGUCGGGCGUGAACUGAGCCCGUAGCCUUCGAUCGAACACCAAAAGCCUUGGGUUUCUCUUCCCUCGUGCACACAGCAAUCAACAUCGAUGGUUCUGUGCUCUCAGUGGCACGGCGGAGACAAACCGUGUUCGUUCAACAAAUGUGCUAUUCUGUAGAUCUGCGCUUUUGCUUUACCGAACACUCCUUUUGAUGGAACGGAGCAAAAGCAGGGAAGCACCAGAGUGCAGUUGAUCUGUAUGCAACACAAACAAUUAAUCA